This is a messenger RNA of Puntigrus tetrazona (Sumatra barb), 1650 nucleotides long. RefSeq names its product ubiquitin-like 7a (bone marrow stromal cell-derived) (gene ubl7a). The transcript has 10 exons. Bases 27 to 1277 code for a protein of 416 amino acids. Lineage: Eukaryota; Metazoa; Chordata; Actinopteri; Cypriniformes; Cyprinidae. Gene Ontology annotation, biological process: ubiquitin-dependent protein catabolic process. The record is from RefSeq and is a predicted model, not a curated record. Gene Ontology annotation, cellular component: cytosol. Gene Ontology annotation, molecular function: polyubiquitin modification-dependent protein binding.
UUCCUGCGUGACGUCAUGGCGCGCGGAUGAAAACAGCCGCACGAUUCUUGUUUAUUUCAAAGACGGAUAGCGUUUGCGGGGUCUCUAGGUUUAUUCGCCGUUUCUUUGCGCCGAUCACCUCCAGUCCGCGCGGCUCGAUGGCGCUCGCCGACUGGCGCCUGUCCCUGAAGCUGCUGGAUCAGCCUUCUCUCCCCAAGUCCGUGCUGCAGUUUCCCGAGACUGAGCCCGGAGACGUCCCUCCCGGAGAGUAUCGGGUCUCCACGCUCAAGCAGCUGGUGUCAGCUCAGAUCCCCGAUGCCAUACCAGAUCCCGAGCUCAUAGAAUUAGUGUACUGUGGCAGAAAGCUAAAGGAUGACUUGACUCUGGAGUCCUACGGGAUUCAGUCGGGAUCCACGGUGCACAUCCUGAGAAAGUCAUGGCCAGAGCCCGAGAUCCAUCCCGAGCCGGUGGACAAGGCUGCGGCUGCCAGGGAGUUUCGGGUCCUGCAGGCCGCUCUUCACACCAGCACUGCAUACAGAGACUCGGUGUUCAAGAUGCUGAACAACAAGGAGUCCCUGGACCAGAUCAUCGUGGCGACCCCCGGGCUGAGCAGCGAUCCGGUGGCUCUGGGGGUUCUUCAGGACAAAGACCUCUUUAUACAAUUCACAGACCCAAACAUGCUGGACACAUUGGCCAAUUCCCACCCGGCUCUGGUAAACGCCAUCAUUCUGGUGCUGCACUCGGUGGCUGGCAGCGUGCCGCCCCAGCAGAGCGCCAGCUCCUCCAGAAACGUGUCUUCCAGCUCCUACAGCGACAUGCCAGGAGGUUUCCUCUUUGAAGGCAUGUCUGAUGACGAGGAGGACUUCCAGUCGGGGACUCGCGGAGGGCCGUCCACUCUUGCUAGUGGUUUGGCCGGCAUGAGGCCAGCUUCUCUGGGUUAUAACGGCGCCGUGGGCCCCAGACCCAUCACUCAAAGCGAGCUGGCCACCGCUCUGGCCCUCGCCAGCACCCCUGAGAGCAGCGCUGUUACACCAACCACAGGAAACCAGGGUCCCUCUUCAGGAGUGUCCCCGAUCCCUGCAGGCACUCCUAUCACCAACGACCUGUUUAACCAGGCGCUGCAGCAGGCCCUGCAGGUGUCCAGCAUGUCCAGCUUACACAAUCAGUGGCAGUCUCAGCUCCAGCAGCUGCGGGACAUGGGCAUCCGCGACGAGGAGCUCAUCCUGAGAGCCCUGCAGGCCACCGGCGGAGACAUCCAAGCCGCCCUGGAGCUCAUAUUCGCCGGAGGCGCACCGUGAAGCAUUCUCCGAUGUUGAACCAUAUUACGACGUUACUGAUUUACCACUACAUAUUCAAUAUUUUAACUACCUAUUUGAAAGGGCGGUUUAUUUUUAACUCACGUUUACAUUAGUACAUCGAAAGCGGCGCUAUCAGCUGUUUGAAGAGUAGGCCUAGUUUAUACAAUACAUCACGUCUGCUGUGUUAAUAAAAAGUGUUCGGCUACAUAAUUAUUGAAAGCUAAAUUUUAGCUGAAGUUGGGUGUUCAGACAAUCGUUGUUAUGUUAUGUUUUUUGGGCCAUUAAUUAAAAUCUUCCAUAAAUCCUCCCCAGAAGGUUUGGUGCUCUGUAGUCGUGUGCAAUGAUGAAACUUGGCAUUAAAUGCAAUGGAGUA